AUAUCACAAGCAUUAAUCCUAAUUAAGCUAGUCUACUUUUAAUUUCAACUUGGAAUUUAGUGCACAUCUUUUUUUUUUUUUGUGAUUGGACACAAUGUAAGUGGCAAAUUUAAUUUGACAACAUUCCGUAUGAACACUGGAUUUGCCCCGUAGAAUCAACUUAUUCUUGAGAAUUUUGAAACCAAACAGAUCCGAAGCAAGGCGCACGCCUCGUCGGCCGUCGCGUCCCCAAAACAUCCCACCCGUUUCUUCCCAAGCAAGUGUGCAUUUCUCUCCUCUUCAGGAAGACCCCAGCUCCCUUUGUCCGUCUCCGUCUCCGUCUCCCUGGUCUCUCUUUAGAAUGGGAGCUGGCCGUAAAGUCCCUAUUUCGUUGGACGGAGUGAGGGACAAGAACUUGAUGCAGCUGAAGAAGCUCAACACAGCCCUGUUCCCCGUCCGCUACAACGAUAAAUACUACGCCGAUGCCCUCGCGUGCGGCGAAUUCACUAAGCUAGCAUACUACAGCGACAUUUGUGUUGGUUCUAUUGCAUGCCGGCUUGAGAAGAAGGAAGGUGGGGCAGUUCGUGUUUACAUCAUGACUCUGGGUGUUUUGGCACCAUAUCGUGGGUUAGGUGUUGGAUCGAAGUUGUUAAAUCAUGUUCUUGAUCUCUGCUCCAAACAGAACAUUGCUGAGGUUUAUUUGCAUGUGCAGACAAAUAAUGAAGAUGCCAUCAAUUUUUAUAAGAAAUUUGGGUUUGAAAUCACAGAAACCAUCAAGAAUUAUUAUACAAACAUCACCCCACCAGACUGCUAUGUUCUUACCAAGUUCAUUACUCAACCAAAGAAAUAACAUUUUAAAACUUAGUUUCCCAUGGCACAAUGGGGAAUCCUUGGUUAUUGUAGACUUAACUGUUGAACCUUGCCUUCACUUAAAAGGUGAAGUUUUAUUGUCAUACAUAUUUUUUUUAGUUAGACAUGAAUUCUGGGAUGGGAUGACUCAAAUCCAGGACCUUGGCAAUUACCAGAGCCUGGGUAGGCUAAUCCUGGUCUUUAUUUUCUAAUUUUUGUGGUCGUAGAAUGUUAAAACACAGAAAUGAGGUGGGUGUUGCCUGUUGGCUCUUUAGCCCUUACUGCAGCAAAUUUAAGGGGUGAAAAUGUACUGAAGUUUUUAUGAUUUUUAAAUGGACAAAUGCUUGUAUUAUUGAUCUUAA
Messenger RNA from Malania oleifera, 1190 nucleotides. RefSeq lists its product as uncharacterized. Gene Ontology annotation, molecular function: N-acetyltransferase activity. Gene Ontology annotation, cellular component: cytoplasm; NatA complex. Gene Ontology annotation, biological process: mitotic sister chromatid cohesion. The transcript has 3 exons. The record is from RefSeq and is a predicted model, not a curated record. The coding region runs from base 341 to 829 and encodes 162 amino acids. Lineage: Eukaryota; Viridiplantae; Streptophyta; Magnoliopsida; Santalales; Ximeniaceae.